Messenger RNA from Brienomyrus brachyistius, 1558 nucleotides. Its product is annotated as coenzyme Q-binding protein COQ10 homolog B, mitochondrial-like. The record is from RefSeq and is a predicted model, not a curated record. Gene Ontology annotation, biological process: ubiquinone biosynthetic process; cellular respiration. Lineage: Eukaryota; Metazoa; Chordata; Actinopteri; Osteoglossiformes; Mormyridae. The transcript is spliced from 6 exons. Gene Ontology annotation, cellular component: mitochondrion. Gene Ontology annotation, molecular function: ubiquinone binding. Bases 326 to 1042 code for a protein of 238 amino acids.
GCUGACACACUUAGAGGGAAGCAGAAGGAAAAGAUGAUACUGUUUGCCCUGGUUAAAGCUGGGAGGUGUCGUUAAUCUAGUUAAACAAAACCAAUGGAGCAGCAAAGGCACGCAGCAUUAAGGCGGUGUAAUACAACACAACACUGCAUCUUGUGACAGAUUUGCGUCACGUACCCUCCGUUGACGAGCAGAUCGAGUGACCAAUAGGAGGUCGCCUAUGGCCCCGACCAGCCAAUCCGCACGAAGAUAAGGGGGGCGCGUCUCAGAGAAAGCCAGCCACCUCUCGCCGGAAUGAUUAGCAGCCGAUACCGAAGCGGAUCAAACGAUGGCGAGAGGCUGCCGGUGUUUACGCGGAGCGGUGGCCCGGUGUGUCAGCCAGUUCCGGGCACCUGCGAUGAGAGGCAGCUCUCGGAAGAAUGGUCUGAGAUAUCUCUCCUCAUGUGGGAUCCUGAUGUCUCGCUACCCCCCCCUGCUGGCGGUCCUGCCCAGGCAGCCCAGCAUCCUGCCUGUCCGGAGUUUCUUCAAUUUGGCGGACUCAUUCAACAAGAGGAAGGAGUACUCUGAGAGACGCAUUAUCGGGUACUCCAUGCAGGAGAUGUAUGAUGUCGUGGCAGGGGUUGAAGACUAUCUCCACUUUGUGCCAUGGUGCAAGCGCUCAGACGUGAUCUUCCGCCGCUCAGGCUUCUGCAAAGCCAAGCUAGAGGUGGGCUUCCCUCCAGUGCUGGAGAGAUAUACGUCACUGGUCACCACAGUUCGCCCCCAUCUGGUUAAGGCUUCCUGCUCUGACGGAAAACUUUUCAACCACCUGGAAACCGUGUGGCGCUUCAGUCCGGGACUGCCUGGCUAUCCCCGCACCUGCACGCUGGACUUCGCUAUCUCCUUCGAGUUCCGCUCGCUCUUGCACUCCCAGCUGGCCACGGUCUUCUUCGAUGAGGUGGUGAAGCAGAUGGUGUCAGCCUUCGAGCGGCGGGCCCACAAGCUGUAUGGGGCUGAAACACGGAUACCACGCGAACUCAUGUUCCACGAGAUACACCAGACAUAAGGCAUCGCCUGUGAUGCUCCACCUGCUCAGAGAUGGCAAAGGAGUGCUGAGGUUUCUGCGUACCUCUGUGCCUUAGUGUCACUAAAACAUAUUUUGUAUUCUCUUUAGCAGCCCAUCGCUGAUUAUUGCUCUUUUUUUUAGAUUUUAUUCCCAAUUUUAAUUGUCUCUGGCUUAGUUUCUUUGUCAUGAGGCAAAGGAGAGCAGACGUACCUUCCUCUGACUCCCAUCACUAUCCUGUCUGCCCUCUGGGAAUCGACACUGGGGACCCUUGUUAAUGGUGGAGUAAGGUUAUGUGUCGAGCUAUGCUGAUAAACUAGGCUCAGCUGACCCCCCGCCCUCCUCCAAGAGACUAAAACUAAUUUGCUCCUUCACUAAAAACUUUCUGGACAUAACCACAGAAUGUGACAGUGUACACUGGAACAGUGGUUGGGGAGGUUACCUUAACCAACGAACCCGCUCAGAACCUUGUGGGGAGAUAUUUGCCAAGGAUUAAACAAGUAAAAUAAUUUUUCAUCA